AUGGCUCGAGCCGGAAGACGAUCCAGCAAUAAAUUUGCUGAUGAGAUUGACGCUAUAACUCCUUGUCCGCUCCCGACAAAUGCGAGCGCAACGUGCGCUGCUAUUGAUUCGCAUGUCAGUGCCGGCACCAUUGCGCGGCACUGCCGCUCAUCACCACCCAGCUCACCGGGAGGAAGCGGUACAGUCACGCCUGUCAGUGGCUUUGAGAGCAGGCGGAAUUCGAUCAAAACGCUCGAGGAAGGAACAGACGGCAAUCCGGAGCAGCUGUGGAAGCGCAUGUUGGCUCUGCAGCAACUGUAUGGCUGCUAUAAGUCUGCAAGAAUGAGUGCCGCUUUGGAACUAGGCGACGCCGGAUCUCUACUGCCAUCAAAGACAUGCUUGGACUUGAUGAAUGAGGACUUGCACGCUCUGCCGGGCGAUGUGGAGGCCGUAUUGAAAGAGUCGAGCCGGGCUCGAGAGCACAAGAUUGGGUCGAAACAUCACUGA
Molecule: messenger RNA, 486 nt
Organism: Pestalotiopsis fici W106-1
Lineage: Eukaryota; Fungi; Ascomycota; Sordariomycetes; Amphisphaeriales; Sporocadaceae
Exons: 2
Coding region: 1-486 (161 amino acids)
Source: RefSeq, a predicted model, not a curated record